AUGUUUGAAACCUCUCCCAACGCCUUUUUCCCCGACAUUAUCAUGCAACCAGCCUUGGACAGCGAUUAUGACCUUGAGGUAUGUCGACUCGAUGAAACAUCAAGCCAGCCACUUUUCGAUGCACUAGAUAAUUCAGAUAGCCUUCAAAACUUCGAUGAGCCCAUACCGAAUGAUCCAGUACUUCUUGAUGCCGCAUGGAAUUUCUCUUCGCCGAAAAGGUUCGACGGUUCUCCUUCAACUCGAAUAGAGUCGGAUCAAUGGUCUGUAGAGGAUAUUUUGGCCAGCUAUGUCCCAGAAACUCCUUCCAUUUGGACCAAUAACCCUGUAGAAGGAGAUGACGAUCAGCAAGAAGCGGUAGUCAGCCCUGGAACGUCUGAAUCGUCACCAUUAUGCUACUUGGAAAAUCUUGACACUUCCUCUAGCCUGAUGCAUCCUAUUGUGCACGGAUCGACACCAUGUUCAAACCCCGACAUUAGUGGUGAAGCCCUCCAUGAGCCAGGGAAGCAUCUGCAAGUGAAAAAAAAGCGAACCAGGGUAAGUGCGAGUGCUAAGAAGGCAGCAUUUCUAAAGCUUGUGUCAGAAUUGCAACUUAGACAUACUAGACGCAAACAACCACUUGGAAUUCUUCUCAGGAAAAAUGUUGCCAAAGAACUCGAUAUAGAUGUAAAGGAUAAGCCUAUAGUAUUGAGCUUUCGUGGUUAUUCUCUUGAAUGUGCAAUUGCUUAUUUAGUCAAUCAAUCGCGCCAAUUUCAGCGGAAUGGGUCUUUCAGAACAAUAUGGAGAUAUAAAAGAAAACAAGAGGGUCCCAAAAUUAUACUCGAGCUUGCUCUUUCCAACAGUAAGGAACUAAGUGAUUCUGAGACUUUUCAGUUUUCUGUGGUUUCAAGAUACCUCCCCUAUGGGUGCUUCGGAAAACCCACUUAUACUAUCAAGCGGAAGCCAAACAAGGUACAGGAGGAAUUGGACAGGGAAAUUGAAGCAAAAGGACAAGAAACGCAUUGCUGGAGACAUUUUGUCACGAGUUUUGAAUAUUUCAAAUUGGUCACAUUUAUGUUAGGCAAAACUUAUGAUUUUACUUUGAAUGAUAACCAGACUGGAGAGACUAGGGGCAGCGAUGGAAAAGUUAUAUCUGCAGAAAAGAGGCACGAUAUGAGAACCAGGUCUCAUGCGAAAAUCUACUUCGAAGGCAAGACUGUGAAGAGCGCUAACGAACUGAUUAGAGACGAAGACAAUGAACUACGAAAACCUUUCAUUGUCGGUACAUUUCAUCAAAUAAUGGGAUAUACUCACAAAAAGCCAUUCGGUUCUGAUUCUUCUUUGUCCGUCAUGGAAUUCAAAUAUCUUCCGGAUGCAUUACAAAAAGAGAUCAACUUCCAUAUCUAUCAGAUAAUUCAGGACUAG
Lachancea fermentati is the source of this 1401-nucleotide messenger RNA. Lineage: Eukaryota; Fungi; Ascomycota; Saccharomycetes; Saccharomycetales; Saccharomycetaceae. The record is from the annotation of a GenBank genome assembly.